Eremothecium sinecaudum is the source of this 1179-nucleotide messenger RNA. Its product is annotated as S-adenosylmethionine-dependent methyltransferase. The record is from RefSeq and is a predicted model, not a curated record. The coding region runs from base 1 to 1179 and encodes 392 amino acids. Lineage: Eukaryota; Fungi; Ascomycota; Saccharomycetes; Saccharomycetales; Saccharomycetaceae. The transcript has a single exon. Gene Ontology annotation, molecular function: S-adenosylmethionine-dependent methyltransferase activity.
AUGACUAAUAGCGAUUCUGCUGCGUUGGAGCAGACUCUAAGCUCUUUCUUGGGCUACCGAGAAUAUGCAUUGGAUACCUAUUGGCGCCCCAGGUUCAAGCGGUGGCAAAGUUUGACCGAAUAUCAGCAGCAGUUAAUCCCCUGGUAUGCUGACUAUCUAGAUCAGGUGCACGAAGCUGUGAUAUGUAAUGCUGUGUUUUACGAAGAGAUGCUUUCGCAGGCCGUAAUUGACUGGGAGAUUGACAAAAGUCCCAUGCAGUGGUCGAAGCCUACCAUUACUGACAUGGAGAAAACAGUGUCCAUUUUCUCCCAACUAGUAAGGGAAUGGUCCCAAGAGUGCAAUCAUGAACGAUUAGUGCUGCUUAAGCGAUUAGAAAGUUUCUUUAAUUCUACAUACCCAAAGAGUAUCCGAUCAAACGUCAACGUAUUAGUUCCUGGCGCAGGUCUUGGUAGACUAGUUGUGGAUAUUGUCAAGUUAGGUUUUAAUACUGAAGGAAACGAACUAUCGUAUCACAUGCUCCUUAUAUCUCGCUACUUGCUUAAUGGGGGGUUGCAGAAGAAUCAACUUACGAUCUACCCCUUUAUUCAUAUAUUUGGCAACCACCUAAACCGCGAGUCACAACUUACAGGUGUCAAUAUACCUGAUGUUUCUGUUGCUGAUGAGCUCGGCGGUAACAACUUAAUGUCGAUGUCAGCGGGGUCGUUUGUCGAUAUUUACGGUCCGAACAUACAUAUAAAACAAUCGGGAUACUACUCAAACACACCUGAAAUGAGGCUUCAGAGGGGUACUAACUCUAAAUCUAAGGACGUUGUGAUCACCUGUUUUUUUAUAGACACUGCGAAUAACAUCCUGGACUAUAUCGAGACCAUUCACAAUGUUUUGAAGCCUGGCGGCUAUUGGAUAAACUUUGGUCCAUUACUAUACCACUUUGAAAAUGAUGUCCACGAAGAACAGACUUGCGAAUUUGAUAGCCUCACAGGUGCUAUAUCCAAUGUGCGCCUCGAACCAGUUAAGGGACUGGAACUCAGCUUGGAGGAUAUCCUACUUGUUUCAACUACGAAAUUUGGCUUUAUAAUAAUAGACCAGGAGAUACGAAUUGAAAGCGGCUACGGCAAAGCCAAUAGUAGGAGUACAUCGGAUUCAAAGUACCAAUGCAAUUACUGGAUCAUGCGAAAGUAG